AUGUCGGCCCAAAACUGGGGCGACCUGCCCAAGCACAAUAGAGGCGGUCACCAGCGCCAGUCUAGCGAGAACGAACUUCCCCCGACUGAACCCAGACAAUCCCUAGACAGUCAGCCUCCCCGACGAACGAACCGUACAUCUAUACAAACGGCCUAUACAGAAGCCCCUUCCGAAUCAAUCUUUGCUCCCGGUUCGCCAACAGCCUCCAGCGUUACUCCCCACGGUUUGGCUCCACGACCUCCAUCCUACCAGAAACCCGGCCUCGCCGAUUUCGCCCCGGACAGUUCUGAUCGAAAGCCACGUCGGAUGCCGUACGAGGAGGGCGAGUACUUCCUACAAGCCUCGCCGUCUCUACCGGAAGCACCCGACAUUCCUCGCGGUCCUCCAAAUCACCGCAUUGGCUCCGAAGCGGUUCCUCGCAACUACUCCCCGUUGGUCCCUGUACCUGGCACUGCUCUUCCUCGUUCCGGCAAGAACAAGGACCUCCCUCCGAUUCCAUUAUCCGAAUAUGAUAACUCCAGUCAUCAUAUGAUGAACAUGCAACAACAGCAACAACCUCAUACAACGAAUGGCGUAUAUCCUCCAAGUAUUCAUCGUCGGGCUACAGAGCCAGCCUACCUUCAGCCUGGGACGGACGAGAGAUACCAAGCAGCCCGAGUUCCGGAGGGAUUUACGGGGGCAGUUUCAUGCAAGGAACCGCAGCCGGAGGAUGGCGUUGCCGUCGCUCGGAAGCGGCUUGAGGGAGGCGAUAGCGAUGAAGGGACGCCAAAAGAGAGCCAGCAUACCCUUGGCAAUAUGCGUUUUUCCAAUACAGAUGCCCUGCAGCCUGGACAAGGCUUGUACCAGUCGCCAAAAUGGUUGAACGAGUGGGAAAAGGCAGCUAUCGGGACAUUGUCUGGGCCGUUACUGGAUGUCCACGCCGAGAACUUUUCACCAGAUUUCUACAAGGCAUGGUGGGAGCAAGGGCAGGGCCGUGGCGGUAACGUUACAGCUCGCCUUCGAAAAGCAGAAGCUUUUGACGGAGAGUACGAUGAUACAGUUGAGCCAACGCGAUUUAAACCCCAACUUUACCUCAGAUGUGGGCCAUUGCUAAGAUACUGUGGUAUUCGCAAGGAAGCAAUUCCUUCCAGGACCCAACGAGGCCAGACUGUAUCGGAACGGGAAAUGUGGCGCGGCAGUAUCAUGAUUGUUACGAAGGAUUCAGACUCUUCUUAUGAAAUCGCACCGAUGCUUCGCCUUUUCGUUCAGGACAUUAGCAUUUUGCCAGCAGCGCCGCACCAUGUUAAAGGAGAGUUGUCACCCGAGUAUGUUGAUCCCAUAGCUGGCCAUCCGAAACUCGGCCGCCGCGGAGAAACGCUCUACGUUCGUCCCGUAGAGCACCUAGAGGAAGGCAAAGACCUUUCCAUGGACGAAACGGAUAAUGGGCUCUUUGAGAUGACGCGAAGCCCUCCAGAUGUUCCGCCUCCGGAUGGUGCGCCUGAUUACCCUGGCUCAUUUACUAGCCGUAAGAGUCGGGCAGGUGUUGACGGGGAGAAAGUGCAGAAGUACAAGGAUGUGCGCGGCUUUCAACUCCAUACAGAGAGAGGCUACACUUUCUGGCGCUUUAAUGUUGAGAUUGAGCUUCGAGAAAAGCAGCAGCGCAUUGCUUAUCGCAUCAAUCGCGGACCAUGCAUGGCCUUCUGGGUGCCACCAAGGGGCGAGACAAUGAACAUCAUGUUUCACAGUUGCAAUGGCUUCAGCUUGAGCGCGAAGCCAGACAACUUCAGCGGACCAGAUCCUAUGUGGCGCGACGUCCUUAAUACUCACCAAGCGAAGCCAUUCCACGUCAUGGUUGGCGGCGGAGGCCAAAUCUACAACGACUGUGUGGGGGAUGAGUGCGAGCUAUUUGGCGAUUGGCUUGACAAGGGAAACCCCUUCGACAAGCAUCAUACGCAGUUCACCCCAGAGAUGCAGAACCAGCUGGAAGAUUUCUAUCUUGAAAGGUAUUGCACGUGGUUCUCACAGGGUCUCUUUGGACUGGCCGCAUCUCAAAUCCCCAUGGUUAACAUGUACGGCAAUCAUGACGUCUUUGAAGGCUGCGGCUCCUACCCUGAUCGCGACAUGAGCUCGCCGGUAUUUUCUGGCCUUGGCGCGGUUGCAUUUAAAUACUACAUGCUCUUUCAGCAUCAGAGUAUUAUCCCAGAAACGGAGACGUCGGAGCCCAGUUGGAUACUCGGUGACAACCCUGGAUCGUAUAUCCAGGAGUUGAGCCGCAGUGUUUACGUCUCCAUGGGAGGCAAAACGGCUUUGCUUGCCGUUGAUACUCGUACAGAGAGAACGGAACGUGAACUUGUGGACGAGAAAACGUGGGAAAAGAUUACAAGCAGGCUGUAUCUCGAAGUUCGCAAGGGACAGAUCGAACAUCUUCUGGUUCUGCUUGGCGUGCCAAUCGCAUACCCACGAAUGGUUUGGCUCGAAAACAUCCUGACGUCGAGACUUAUGGAUCCUGUCAAGGCUUUGGGAAGGACUGGAGUUUUCGGGAAGAUGCUCAACAACAUUGACGGCGGUGUGGAGGUGCUGGACGACUUGAACGACCACUGGACUGCCAAGUGCCACAAAAAAGAGCGAACCAUAGUGGUGGAAGACCUGCAAGACCUCGCCAUGGACAAGUCGGUACGAGUUACGAUUCUCAGUGGCGAUGCGCAUCUGGCCGCUGUGGGCCAAUUCUUCUCCAAUCCACAGCUUGGACUUGCGAAACACAAGGACCCGCGAUACAUGCCCAAUAUUAUUUCGUCAGCAAUUGUGAACACGCCACCCCCGGAUAUCCUUGCUGAUGUCCUGAACAAGAGGCACAAGGUUCACCAUUUCGAUAAGAACACUGAUGAAAGCAUGAUCCCGAUAUUUCAGCAUGGUCCAGACGGAAGGCCUCGGAACAACAAGCGUCUUUUGCCGCACAGAAACUGGUGCUCGAUUCGCCAGUGGUCUCCGGGGGUGACACCGCCACCAACACCGCCUGAAUCCGAUGACGAUGGCAGUCAAAGUCUUCCACGGUCGACAGGAGGUGGUGGACUUCUCAGGCGGUUUUCGCUUAGCAAGCGCUCGGGACCGAAGCCGUUCGACGGAUCUCGCGAGUCUGUUCGCGGACCGCGGCCUCCGAUCUCUGGUGGCUUACUUCGAGGUCUGACGAGUAGGAAUUCCGAAAAGGGCUCCUCGCCACCGACUAAACUCGCGAGAAGCAUGUCUCUUGGUAGCACUGAUCGGCCCAAAACGGGACUCUUUGGCUUUUUGCGGAGAGGCAGCCAGAGUAAGGUGGUGGAGUACGAUGACGAUGAGGAUCCUACGCGCCGUUGGGAUGCACCGGCACAAGGGCGAUACCCUAGCCCUUACGGCCAGGCCCACGAGGAACCACCGCUUGGCCUCCGCGGUGGCGCUGUCACAAACGACGAAUACUCCGAUGGGGAUGAUGCGUACUUUACCCCGCGUCCUCCUCAGCGGGCGAAAACUGGAGGCAGUCAACCGGCGAGCGAGCCGUACGACGAUCCAAGAAUCAAACCGUUCCACAGGGCUCCCACCGGGCUUACAACUAAGCAAAUGAAGAAUGCGUCAAACUUUGCCGUGGAUCUUGAGGGCGGGUUGGACAUCUGCCUGAACGUCGAGGUGAACCCAAGAGACCCAACAGGAAUCACGGUGCCAUACAGAAUAUUGGUGCCCCGGCUGCAUUUUGAAUACAAAGCAGAAGAGGACUCGUUGGUAGAGGCCCAGACUCAGCCGCAGCCACAAGCACAGCCUACUGGAUUCAAGAGACUCUUGAGCUUCCGCAAGAGGCCAGAUCCUCCAGUUUCAAGACCCGAGGAGCCUAGUUCAAUUGACACACCGGAGCAGGACUACGAAGAUGAUUCAACGGAAGCAGGAACGGUUAGGCGCCAAUAUUGA
Cordyceps fumosorosea ARSEF 2679 is the source of this 3912-nucleotide messenger RNA. RefSeq lists its product as hypothetical. NCBI's taxonomy places the organism in Eukaryota, Fungi, Ascomycota, Sordariomycetes, Hypocreales, Cordycipitaceae. The transcript is spliced from 2 exons. Gene Ontology annotation, cellular component: membrane. Bases 1 to 3912 code for a protein of 1303 amino acids. The record is from RefSeq and is a predicted model, not a curated record.